AAGUAUUUGUAUAAUGUAAUUAAUAUCAACAAUGAAUGCUGCUGGAAAGGAAACUGUAUUUCACACCAAUAAAGUAUGUCGGCUAUGCUUGUCGCGUAAACGUGCAAUGUUAUCAAUUUUUUAUGAAGAUGGAACAUCACUUCCGAUCGCGUCUAGAAUUUUUAAAUAUAUCGGAAUUGAGGUCACUACCAAUGAUGGUUUCCCAACAGUGAUUUGUAAUAAAUGUUGUAAUCGCAUUGAUGCAUGGCAUAAAUUCAAAGAACAGUGCAAACACUGUGAUGAUGUUUUACGUAACUGCAGUGCAAGAAAUAUUGGUACAGGUGGUUCUUCACAAGAAGUGUUAAUAGAACAGUCAGUAAAAUAUGAAAGAGAUUUAGAAACAAACAAAUGUGAUGAUUUACCUACAAUGAAUGCCUCUUUGCUGCAGCAAGCAGAAGGGAGUCCUUUAAAGACAGAAUCUCCAUUCUAUAACAUAGCCUCACACACACACAGGAAUGCUAAAGAAGACUGCAGAGCUACAAGUGAUGAUACUGCAUGUUUAUUGGGUAAAAGUGAUGUCCUGGAAAAUUCAGCAAACCAAUACAAUCAUUCUGACAUAGACAGUGGAAAAUUGAAAAUGAAUUUGGAUGACAUAGGAAGUGAUGAUGAUAAAUCUCCCAGUAGUAAAAUACAAGAAAAUGACACUUUUGGAAAUGUAAGAAAGCCAAACAAAAGUCAAAGCAAAGUUGAGGAGACUUCAGACUGUAAUACCUAUGGCUGUUCUAAGUGUGGCAAAGCAUUCAGGUACACCAGUAACUUCACAUUUCACAUGUGUAACCUCACACCUGAGAAGCGUUUUGUGUGUAACUUGUGUGGAAAGGAUUAUUCAACAGCAGGUGCUGUGAAAACACAUCUUCACAUCCACAAGGGGAAACACAAGUGCCCCACAUGUGACAAGUCGUUCCCCUCCAAGUUCCAGGUAGAGGUACAUAUGCGCAUACACACUGGGGAAAAACCCUAUGUCUGUGAGUAUUGCGGGAAGAGAUUUGCUUAUGACAAAGGCCUUGCUCUGCACAUGAGUAUACACACAGGCGUUAAGCCUUAUAAAUGUGACGAAUGCAGCUACUCCACUACAUCAAGAAGUUACAUAAAGAAUCACAAAUCUGUGCACAGGACUGAAAAGCCAUUUGUGUGUGAGAUUUGUGGACAGGGUUACACACUACUUCCCAGUCUGAUGAACCAUCAACUAAAUCACAAUGAUCAAAAGACUUAUACAUGUGAAGUGUGUAACAAAGCAUUUAACACCAGUCGAAAACUUGCAAGUCAUAAAAUAAUGCACAGUGGUGUGCGGCCACACCACUGUGAGGAUUGUGGCAAACGAUUUGCACGCAAAGAAGGCCUUAAAGAACACAAAGUAAUUCAUACAGGUGAAAAAAAAUUUGUAUGUCUGAUAUGUAAGAAACACUUUGCAUGGCGGAAGAUUUUAAGAACACACAAAUGUGCUGGUGCCUCAGGUUGUAGCUAGUAGAUCAUUUGUAGUGAUGUUUCCCAUGUAUUCCACAGCUUACAAAUACAGAAAUGACUCUGUCCUUUGCACAUUU
This is a messenger RNA of Zootermopsis nevadensis, 1580 nucleotides long. The record is from RefSeq and is a predicted model, not a curated record. NCBI's taxonomy places the organism in Eukaryota, Metazoa, Arthropoda, Insecta, Blattodea, Termopsidae.